Molecule: messenger RNA, 1563 nt
Organism: Dictyostelium purpureum
Lineage: Eukaryota; Evosea; Eumycetozoa; Dictyosteliales; Dictyosteliaceae
Exons: 2
Coding region: 1-1563 (520 amino acids)
Biological process (GO): protein refolding; cellular response to unfolded protein
Cellular component (GO): cytoplasm
Molecular function (GO): ATP binding; misfolded protein binding; ATP hydrolysis activity
Source: RefSeq, a predicted model, not a curated record
AUGUCAAGUAAAACUAAUCAUAUUAUGGGUAUUGAUUUCGGUACACAUUAUGCAUGUGUCGGUGUUUUUAAAAAUGGUAGAGUUGAAAUCUGUCCAAAUCAACAAGGUAACAGAACCACCCCAUCCGUAGUUUCAUUUGUCGGUGAAGAUAAAUUAGUCGGUGAUGAAGCUAGAGCUCAAAUGGAUAGAAAUCCACAAAAUACAAUCUAUGAUGUAAAAAGAAUUUUAGGUAGAAAAACAAAUGAAGAAUCAUUCGAAAGCGAAAUUAAAAAAUUAUCAUUUAGAGUAACCACUUAUGAAGAUAAUUUUGAUAAAAUAUAUUUUAAUGUAAAUUAUAAAGAAAAGAAUAUUGAAGUCACUCCAAUCGAAAUUACAACCAAUAUUUUACAACAAAUUAGACAUACCGCCGAAACCUUUAUUGGUGGAGAUACUAUAAAGAAAGCCGUUAUUACCGUACCAACCGAUUAUACAGAAAAACAAAGAAAGGAUUUAAAGGACGCAGCACAAGCAGCAGGUAUUAAUGUUGUUAGAUUUAUUCACGAACACUCCGCAGUCGCACUUGCAUAUGGUUACGAUGAAAAAACAGCAGCUGAUGAUGCAGUCAAACACGAAAGCAACGUUAUGGUAUUCGAUUUAGGUGGCAGUGGUGUAUCAGUAUCGAUGGUCAAAAUCAAAUCUAAACUUUUUGAAAUCAUUGGCAAUGUUUCAGACCAUAAUGUCAGUGGUGAACAUUUCGAUCAAGUUUUAUUCCAACAUUUCACACAAGAGUUUAAUAGAAAAUAUAAAGUCGAUUUGAAAGAGAGCGCUCGUUCAAAAGCCAAAUUAAAAUCUGCCUGUGAAAAAGCUAAAAGAAACCUUUCAAACAUGAAUCAAGCAUCCGUCGAAAUCGAUUCUCUUUAUGAAGGUCUUGAUUUCUUCACCAACAUCACCAGAGCCAGAUUUGAAGAUUUAGCUGGUUCACUUUUCAAAUCUGCAAUUCGUGCAGUUUCAACACUUUUAGAAAAAUGUGACAUGAAAAAAGAACAAGUCGAUAAGGUAUUAUUAGUUGGUGGUGGUUCACGUAUCCCAGCUAUCCAAAGUCAACUCUCUGCAUUUUUCGAUCAAAGAGCAGAAAUCAUCGAUAAAUCUAUGAAUCAAGAAGAAGUCGUUGCUUAUGGUGCAACUUUACAAGCCAAUAUCCUUUCUCAAAUGGCACCAAACCAACCAACCAAUUCACUCUCUGACAAGAAGAUUUCAUCAGGCAAUACAAUGACAAUUGAAGCUACCAACAAAACUAUUGGUAUCGAAGAUUCAAAUGGUAACUUAAUUCCAGUCAUUCCAGCUUUAUCACUCAUUCCAUGUAAACGUACAUUCAAUAUCAAUAAUACUCAAGAUGCCCAAACCUCUUUAAAUAUGUCUGUUUAUCAAGGUGAUCAAUCAAUAGCAAAAGAUAAUCAAUUAAUUUCAAAUUUACAAUUUAAAUAUGGUUCUGAACCAUUAGAAAUUACUUUUGAAGUCGAUAAAUCAUCAAAUUUAUUAAUUAGCUCAAAACAAUCAAAUUUCAAAAUUCCUUUAAGAAAAUAA